CCAUGGCGGAAGCAGAGGAGCAGGAAACCGAGUCUCUCGAAGAAUCUACAGAUGAGUCUGAGGAAGAAGAAAGUGAAGAGGAGCCCAAACUGAAGUAUGAAAGGCUUUCCAAUGGGGUAACUGAAAUCCUUCAGAAGGAUGCAGCUAGCUGCAUGACAGUCCACGACAAGUUUUUGGCACUGGGCACCCAUUAUGGCAAGGUUUAUUUACUUGAUGUCCAGGGGAACAUCACUCAGAAGUUUGAUGUAAGUCCCGUGAAGAUAAAUCAGAUUAGCCUGGAUGAGAGUGGAGAGCACAUGGGCGUAUGUUCAGAGGAUGGCAAGGUGCAGGUAUUUGGACUGUAUUCUGGAGAAGAAUUUCAUGAGACUUUUGACUGCCCCAUUAAAAUCAUUGCCGUGCACCCGCAUUUCGUGAGAUCCAGCUGCAAGCAGUUUGUGACUGGAGGGAAGAAGUUGCUGCUAUUUGAACGAUCUUGGAUGAGCAGAUGGAAGUCUUCUGUUCUGCACGAAGGGGAAGGGAACAUAAGGAGUGUCAAGUGGAGAGGCCAUCUGAUUGCUUGGGCCAAUAAUAUGGGUGUGAAGAUUUUUGAUAUCACCUCCAAGCAGAGAAUCACCAACGUGCCCCGGGAUGACAUAAGUCUUCGCCCAGAUAUGUAUCCGUGCAGCCUCUGCUGGAAGGACAGCGUGACGCUGAUUAUUGGCUGGGGGACUUCUGUCAAGAUCUGCUCAGUGAAGGAGCGGCAUGCUAGUGAAAUGAGGGACUUGCCAAGUCGAUAUGUUGAAAUAGUGUCUCAGUUUGAAACUGAAUUCUACAUCAGUGGACUUGCACCUCUCUGUGAUCAGCUUGUUGUUCUUUCCUAUGUGAAGGAGGUGUCAGAAAAAACGGAAAGAGAAUACUGUGCCAGGCCAAGACUGGAUAUCAUCCAGCCACUCUCUGAAACCUGUGAAGAGAUCUCUUCUGAUGCUCUGACCGUGAGAGGCUUUCAGGAGAAUGAGUGUAGAGAUUAUCAUUUAGAGUACUCUGAAGGGGAAUCGCUCUUUUACAUCGUGAGUCCAAGAGAUGUUGUGGUAGCCAAGGAACGAGACCAAGAUGACCACAUUGAUUGGCUCCUUGAAAAGAAGAAAUACGAGGAAGCUUUGAUGGCAGCUGAAAUCAGCCAGAAGAACAUUAAAAGACAUAAGAUUCUAGAUAUUGGCUUGGCAUAUAUAAACCACCUGGUGGAGAAAGGAGAGUAUGACAUAGCAGCACGCAAAUGCCAGAAAAUUCUUGGGAAAAAUGCAGUACUCUGGGAGUACGAAGUUUAUAAAUUUAAAGAAAUUGGACAGCUUAAGGCUAUUAGUCCUUACUUGCCAAGAGGAGAUCCGGUUCUGAAACCACUCAUCUAUGAAAUGAUCUUACAUGAAUUUUUGGAAAGUGAUUAUGAGGGUUUUGCCUCUCUGAUCCGAGAAUGGCCUGGAGAUCUGUACAACAAUUCAGUAAUCGUUCAAGCAGUUCGGGAUCACCUGAAGAAAGAUAGUCAGAAUAGGACCUUACUCAAAACCCUGGCAGAACUGUACACCUAUGACAAAAACUAUGUCAAUGCUCUGGAAAUAUACUUAACAUUAAGACACAAGGAUGUUUUCCAGUUGAUCCACAAGCAUAAUCUUUUCAGUUCUAUCAAGGAUAAAAUUGUUUUAUUAAUGGAUUUUGAUUCUGAGAAAGCUGUCGACAUGCUUUUGGACAACGAAGACAAAAUUUCAAUUAAAAAGGUAGUGGAAGAACUAGAAGACAGACCAGAGUUGCAGCACGUGUAUCUGCAUAAGCUUUUCAAGAGAGACCAUCAUAAGGGGCAGCGCUACCAUGAAAAACAGAUCAGCCUUUAUGCUGAAUAUGAUCGAUCAAACUUACUUCCCUUUCUCCGAGAUAGUACCCAUUGCCCCCUUGAAAAGGCUCUUGAGAUCUGUCAACAGAGAAACUUUGUAGAAGAGACGGUUUAUCUUCUGAGCCGAAUGGGUAAUAGCCGAAGUGCCCUGAAGAUGAUCAUGGAGGAAUUACAUGAUGUUGAUAAAGCAAUUGAAUUUGCCAAGGAGCAAGACGAUGGAGAACUCUGGGAAGAUCUGAUUUUAUAUUCCAUCGACAAACCACCAUUUAUUACUGGCUUAUUAAACAACAUCGGCACGCAUGUGGACCCAAUUCUCCUGAUUCACCGUAUUAAGGAAGGGAUGGAGAUCCCCAAUUUGAGAGAUUCCUUGGUUAAAAUUCUGCAAGACUACAAUUUGCAAAUUCUGCUUCGUGAAGGCUGCAAGAAGAUUCUCGUGGCAGACUCUUUGUCCUUACUGAAGAAAAUGCACCGAACUCAAAUGAAAGGCGUUCUGGUCGAUGAGGAGAACAUCUGUGAAUUGUGCCUUUCCCCUAUUCUUCCAUCAGAUGCCGCCAAGCCCUUCAGCGUGCUGGUCUUCCACUGCCGCCACAUGUUCCACAAGGAGUGCCUGCCCGGGCCCAGCACAGUGAGUUGGCCGCCUGGCAGCCCGACGCCACAGAGCUCGCUGCAGUCAGGAGGACGCACUCAGAAGUGUCCCCAUCGUCCUGUGGCUUCUCAGGAUUCGUUGUCUAGCACAUGAGGGAAAUGAAAGUAUUUUUCAAAUGCGUCAUUUCCUGUCCAGUAGCCCCCCCCCAUCCGUGGUGUCCAUUACCGUGACAGUCGUGCUCUGCAAACACAUGAUCCUCUUCCUGACCAACGGCCAGGUCGUCUGGAGUGGCCGCACUGAGCUCACCUGCCUCCCUCCUUCCCUCCCUCCCUCCCUCCCUCCCUCUCAGCACGCAUGCCUCUCCUCUCUCACCACAAGAGGGGGUCCGGCAGGAGCCAGACAAACCACAGCCGCAGAACCUCUGUCACAGUAUGGGGGGGGGGGGUCACAACUGUCCAGUAAUCUCUUCCUGGGCCUCAUUUCUCGUACGUAGGUCUGCAUAGAGAAAGCCGAGCAUAUUUAGGGCUUGGUACUGUCUGGGGUUUCAGGCAGCCACUGGGGGGCCUUGGAACUUACUCCCCAAGGAUAUAGGGGGGUUACUGUGCUGAACAUCAUAAAAGCCUACUCACCAAGGGAAUUCGUUUAGGUAAAACCGAUGACUGUCAAGCUAUGCUGACAUGACAUACAGUGAGAACCAGUUUGUAGAACUUUCUCAACCUGAGUUCUGCAGCAGGACACUGCUGUUUUUAGGGUCCUGUUCCCGUGUCCCCCCAGGACACGUGUUUUGCUUUGGGGUAUCCUCUGCAUCACAGUAACAGCUGGUGUAGACAGAAUCCUGUGUGACCCAGCAAAACCUCCGGGAGGAGGAGUGGUGGUUCAUAGCUCCCUGCCCCCACCGCUGCUCCCAUAAAGUAUUUCUGAACAGGAGAGUAGAAAGCGCUCUCUUUUUAAAAAUCUGUGUCUGUGAAUGACCUUUGCAGAACUCUCCUGCGCAGUUCUGCGGCAUCUGCAGCGCCAAGCACCGCGGGCCAGGAAGCGCCAUUU
Neomonachus schauinslandi (Hawaiian monk seal) is the source of this 3491-nucleotide messenger RNA. RefSeq names its product VPS41 subunit of HOPS complex (gene VPS41). The transcript has 28 exons. NCBI's taxonomy places the organism in Eukaryota, Metazoa, Chordata, Mammalia, Carnivora, Phocidae. Gene Ontology annotation, molecular function: protein binding. Gene Ontology annotation, biological process: protein targeting to vacuole; endosomal vesicle fusion; cellular response to starvation. The record is from RefSeq and is a predicted model, not a curated record. The coding region runs from base 3 to 2600 and encodes 865 amino acids. Gene Ontology annotation, cellular component: late endosome; HOPS complex.